AUGACCACGCAGAACGGGUCGAUCGACGGAGAAGGAAAUAUGUCGCAGGUUCAUCUCCCGCUGCCCGUCACCGAAGAUGAGGUACAUCAAAUCGAGAGUUUUUUCCGCAGUCGACGGUCUCAUGUGUACGUCUGCCGUGGACUUGUAAACCUGUACGAGUCCUCGAUUGAGGACAUGGCCAAUUUAGCAGGAUGGGAUCUGGUCACGACGGGUGUACCGGCCCUGGUCUGGGAUAACAAUGAAACAUUGUUAACCAAAAGAACUCGCAGAUCACAGGCACAGAUUUGUAUUGCAGAGCGAGGGACCGGUUUUGUUCUGUGGAAGGACUGUGUCAGUGCAACAACAAAUUACAAAGCUCCUGAUAAGAGUUUUCAUACCAUGAAAGUUUCAAGCGACCAUAAAAAGUUGGCAGGACUGAGCUUCGACGAUGAACGGGCGGCUUCGGACCUUCUCCGGACGAUCCGAUCAUUAAUCGGUGCAUUGGAGGUGGAACAAACAAUCAGCAAGAAAAAAUUGAGAAAUGUGCCAAAAACGCCGAAAUUGCCCAAAAAGUCGGAUAUUUCGCUGCCAUGUUGUUUUGAACACAUAACCAGCCUGGAGACUGCUGAUCGGGAUCAUAUUAUCACCUUGGCAACGCUGGUACCCGAGAAGAAGAAUGGGUGUAGUGACGUCAAGCGAUUCAGAUCUGUGACGCUUAGACGGUAA
Molecule: messenger RNA, 705 nt
Organism: Saccoglossus kowalevskii
Lineage: Eukaryota; Metazoa; Hemichordata; Enteropneusta; Harrimaniidae
Biological process (GO): regulation of transcription by RNA polymerase II
Molecular function (GO): DNA-binding transcription factor activity
Source: RefSeq, a predicted model, not a curated record